Molecule: messenger RNA, 1018 nt
Organism: Ziziphus jujuba (common jujube)
Lineage: Eukaryota; Viridiplantae; Streptophyta; Magnoliopsida; Rosales; Rhamnaceae
Product: 23 kDa jasmonate-induced protein-like
Exons: 3
Coding region: 123-788 (221 amino acids)
Source: RefSeq, a predicted model, not a curated record
AAGUAAGGACACUACUUUUGGCACCUUGCGCUCAAUUUGUAUUGCCAUCUCUCUUUUUGCUCAUUCUCAUAGAGUACCGCUGAUAUCUACUUCGGUCUCUCUCCACCAGUAGGGUAAAUAAUAUGGGAGACGGUUUGUUUGGUAACCCCAUCACAAACUCAACUUUAGAAGGAAUGCCUGAUUAUGAAGAUAACAAGAAUAUAGAUCGCAAAGACAGAGCUCGUGUGGCUCUCAACAUGAGAAGUUCAGAGGAAAAAAGUGUGAGAGCUGUCCAGUAUCUGCAGACCAUGAAGGACCAAUGUGAUGGUGAACUUGGGGGAACACUUUGCCUACUUUAUAAUGCCACUGGGGAUCCUAUAAGGUAUGUCACCCACUACGAUUGGGGUAAUGGACAUCCCGGACCAACUCCAUAUCCAAUGGAGAUCGCCAACGGACAAUGGGCUGCCUUUCUACAUGUUCCAUUAUCGACGAAUAAACCUUACGCUACUGGGGCCAUUGUGUAUCGUGGAAAGGAUCCAAGAGGGGUUGAUUGUGAUUGGAUGGUAUCAUGGGACAACCCUACUGAUAAAAUAAAUAAUACACCCAAGGCUUAUUCGGAGGUCCGUGAAAAAAACCACUUCUUCAAUUCCGAUUUUUGGCGGAUAAUAUAUAAUAAAAUGCAGAGUAGCGGCAUUUGUUAUGAUGGCGAUAAAGAUGUAGACAACUCGUACGGAUGCUCCUUAUCUGUAUCCAUUGGAAGUAAUAGAUUCCCCAUACUUGUUGCAGUAUUCACCCUGCAAGGUGUUUGAUUUACUAUUGCAGUUCAGUCAAAAAUCACUAUCCUUAAUGAACUAUGAUUUGGGCAUGCAAGUUUAUAUGGUUUGAAUAAUGUCAUUAUGGUGUUUAUCGUAUAACAGUAUUUGUUAUUAUAUUUUAUCAUAUUUGUGUCUUAUUUGGUAUUGUACUGUAUUUGUAUUGUAAAAGUAUUUACUGCUACUUUGUGAGUCCAAAAAUAAAUAAAUAAAAGAGUGGUAAUGUA